This is a messenger RNA of Cololabis saira (Pacific saury), 2397 nucleotides long. It is a transcript of the gene epoa, whose product is annotated as erythropoietin a. The record is from RefSeq and is a predicted model, not a curated record. Gene Ontology annotation, cellular component: extracellular region. Bases 290 to 847 code for a protein of 185 amino acids. Gene Ontology annotation, molecular function: erythropoietin receptor binding; cytokine activity; hormone activity. Gene Ontology annotation, biological process: nucleate erythrocyte development. NCBI's taxonomy places the organism in Eukaryota, Metazoa, Chordata, Actinopteri, Beloniformes, Belonidae. The transcript is spliced from 5 exons.
AUCUAAGCUCGCAGCGGUUACGCAGAGAGGCGGCGUGCUCGCUCCUGCGGACUAUCGCGUUAUCACUAUAUCCUUCGGGGAGGUAAAUAAAAGGUUUUCCCCACGCACCAGUGAUGCAAAGUGUGUUAGGUGAGCGCAGCGGCCAGCAGCACGGGGCUUUGGAGCGCGGAGCCGCGUGCCGGCGGACUGACAGGGAGCAGCUGGUGCAUUCUGGACCUGCUGGACGUUAGACCGGCGCGCAGGUUAUCUAUCCCACAAUGCUUUUAAAAGAUGAUGCACCUUUUCGCGAAUGUUGCAGAAAACGGGUAGAGGACUGUUUGCCUUGCUGUUGAUAGUGCUGGAGUGGACCCGCCCAGGCCUACCAUCCCCACUAAGGCCAAUCUGUGACCUGAGGGUCCUCAACCAUUUCAUACAGGAAGCACGAGACGCCGAAGUCGCCAUGAAGUCAUGUAGUGAAGGAUGUGGCCUGUUGGAGUCCGUCUCUGUUCCACAAACUACAGUCAACUUUGAUGACUGGGAGAAGAAAAAUGCACUGGAACAAGCCCAGGAAGUGCAGAGUGGCUUGUGGCUUUUACAACAGGCUCUCAACUUACUACGAGCAUCAGUCACCAACGCAGCAAUAAACAACCACGUGGACAACUCCAUCAGAAACCUUCUGAGCAUCAACGCUGUGCUGCGCAGCCUCAACUUCCAGGAAUACACCCCACCAGCAAGUGUAGUGGGACCAGAGGCGACGUGGAGGGUGUCCUCAGCGGCAGAGCUGCUUCAAGUUCAUGUCAACUUCCUGCGAGGGAAAGUGCGCCUUCUUCUUUUGGAUGCGCAGGCUUGUCAGCAAGAUGUCAGCUGAUCAGCCGAUCACCCAACUCCAGGCAGAAGAAAUGAGUGUUUCCAAAAGCACGCGGAGGAAUUUGAUGCUGUUAAUCUGCACCAUAGAUGCUGGAUGGAGUGUGGGAAGAGAAAGACAUAGCAACCCUCACAUAUAAGGAGGAAGCUUAAAGAAAAGGGCAGUCCCAGAAAGACUUUGGACAGGAGAUGACUGCACCUUGGAAUGUAGAUGUGACAGGUGGACACAUUAAAGCACAUACUGACCAAAACCAUGCGUUUGGGAAGCACUGCUCCAAUAGCUGUUCAACGGGCACUCACUUGCACUUUGUGUGUGGAUGUACUUGUGUACGCGUGAAUGAGUUCAAAAUGAAAGUUAAGUGUGUGUUUGAAGCCAUUUCCAGUGAGUUUGACCCUGUAGAGUGAAUUACGGAGUGAAACCACCCAGAAGAUAUUGAUUGCACCUGGAAGUUGCAGGAGUGGGAGGUUCCAGAGGUAAAACGAACACCUCUUCCCACAUUAAGGGAAUCCCUCUGCCUUUAAUUUCCUUUCAACUGUUCCUCACAGAAAUUUUCGUUGUCUCUCCGAAUUGAUCAGUAAAUAUUGUACUAUUUUUAAGUAGUUUAAAAGCUAUUUAUACAGAUUUUCUACUUUUAAUCUCUAGUAUUUGGGUUGGUGGCAGAUCUUUAAAAUGAUAUUGGGUCGCUUUUUCCACAUUCUGUUUUACCACUGAACAUUUGCAAAUGUAUUCUCAUCAUCAUGGCAAGCUGCUCAUCUUUUAUAUCUAUAUAAAUAUAUACAAAGUUUGUAUGUUUCUGAACCACUGGGUCACAAUGGAUGUUCUCUCUGAUGUUUAAGUGUGGUUUCAGUCAGAGCAAGAGGUCGCUGUGGAGGGUCACACGAGAACUGUGAAACUGUUAUCUGUGUUUUAAUUUCUGACCGGUUUCCAUGCUCUGACGGGGAAAGGCUGUCUGGACAAAUUUACAAUUAACAUCCUGCGGAGUUGUAAUUGCAAAUAGUUUUGGAGAACCUGAUGCUAAACACCACCCCCCCCCCCCGCUUGUUUGUCCUCAGAUGGCAGAAAGGCAAUCAGCUGGUCCUGGGAACUUGAGGCUUUCUGUAAAAGGGAUGCUCAGUUAUUUAACGUUAGUUAAGUGUUCUUCCUUGCUUGUUUCCCGUAUUUUUAUAUUUUGCUGCGCAAGUACAAAAUGUUUUUGAGGAUGUUUGUCCAGUUUCUUUCCUGUUUUUCCUUUUUUUUUGUAAUGUUUUGUCUCAUCACUGUAAAAUCCACUAUUUAAAAAACAAAAUUUGUUGUUGGAUAAAGAAAAGAUAGAUGGAAACACAAGGGGAAGUCUGUUUGCUUCAUCCAUUAUCUGCCUUUUUAGGGUCAGUUGAGUGAAUGAACAAUAAUAUCUAUGCAGCAAACCGUAAGAGCUAGUUAGUAAUGCAAACCCUGUUGUGUUUUACAAGCCUGUUUAUAAAAUCUUCCUAAUACUGACGCAGUUGUAAUAUUUAGAGACAUUUAAUUAUGCUUUAUUUGAUCAAAUUCAAAGUUUUCCACCACAGUAGGUUGUC